Melopsittacus undulatus (budgerigar) is the source of this 1566-nucleotide messenger RNA. It is a transcript of the gene CDCA8, whose product is annotated as cell division cycle associated 8. Gene Ontology annotation, biological process: mitotic sister chromatid segregation. The transcript has 10 exons. The record is from RefSeq and is a predicted model, not a curated record. Bases 99 to 980 code for a protein of 293 amino acids. Gene Ontology annotation, cellular component: chromosome passenger complex; chromosome, centromeric region; spindle midzone. NCBI's taxonomy places the organism in Eukaryota, Metazoa, Chordata, Aves, Psittaciformes, Psittaculidae.
CAUUUGAAAGCGCGGCUGGCGGCAGUGCUCCGUAUUCCGGUCCGGAUCCCGAUCCCGAUCCCAAUCCCAAUCCCAAUCCCAAUCCCGAUCCCGCUCCUAUGGCCCCCACCAGGAAGAACCCCGGCGCGGCCGCGCGCCGCAGGAAGCUGGAGGCAUUCCUGCAGGAUUUCGACAGCGAGGUGGAGAGCCGGAUAGCGCGGCUGGAGGAGAACGGGGAGCGCCUGGUGAAGGAGGUGGACGACAUGUACGAUAUGCACAUCCUGCGGCUGCCCGAGGCCUUCCGCGAAAUGAACUGGCUGGAGUUCUUCGAUAAAGCAGGAUGCAAGGAGCUGUUGGAAGAGGCAGCAGUGGCAGACUUGGAAAUACCAGAAAUAAGCAAGUUGGCAGCAGAAUUUGGCCGUACUCCUUCCAAGGUCACCAAACAAGGGGGAAAAUUCACACAGCAUCUUGAAGCUAUUCAAGAAGUUGAGUCUUUGCUUCCUCAAGCAAAGAAAGCAGAACAUGAGGGCCAAUGUCUUCCAGAGCCAGAAGCUAAAAGCACUAAUCCAGCAACUGGAGAGGUGAAUGCAUCCACUAAAAAAGUGCCAGCAUCCAGGAGCAGAAGAGCUCGCGCAAACAAAAGAUCAAGCAAAAACAGUUUUAUCACUCCAGCUACGGGCAGGAUGGUUGGUCUCUGUGCUCCGGGAGGUUCCUCCAUGCCCACACCCAGAUUUGAUCCCAGCAUCUUCAAGACACCCGGGUUGCGUGCACCAGUAUCGCACGAACGUGUUUACACCGUCUCUGCCAAUGGCAGCCCCCUUGCUGCCAUCAAUGAUAUCUUCAUCACAGUCCCUGUGGGAGGAGGGGAGAGCGUUGGUUUAGCAGCAAGUGAUGUGACCAAGAAUAAUCUUCUUCAUCUGAAUGCGGAGGUCCAAGGAUUUAUGCAGAAGCUAUCAGGUCGUCUCGCACAAGCCUGCAGUGCUACAAAACCCCGCAAAUGAAAUGCAGUGGAUAUUGACAUCCCUCUGUAAAUACAGAACGUACCCUUUAGGACUGCUGUCUUUAGUUCUCGUCCUAAUUGUGUCCUCUGUUAAUUUAUAGAAGGGAGGUUAACUAAUUUUUCUACCUAUAAUAUGUAAUGGGAUUAGAAUAGAUUUCAUUCUUGUUCUUCGGGGCUGGGGGCCAGAUACUCUAUUUCCUAUUUCCUUUAAGGUUUGAGACCAAGAUACAGUUAUCAUGGGCUUGCAGACCAACAGCCUGAGCAAAAAAAGCUAUUCUGGUAGCUCACAGAAGACUUAAGCAGUGGACGCAAGUGACUGGGGAAAGAAAGCAAUGGCUCAGAUUUGUAGCCCAACCUUCCAGGCACAUCCUUUCUCUGCAGAUGUGCUUGCAAGCUGAGGCAAAAGGCAAGUUACUGGUGCCUGGGGUUAAAUGGAAAGCUUCUUGUAGUUCAUGAUGCUGCUAUGAAUCUCAGUGCUUUCAUUCUUAUAGUAGCCAUUGUAUUUUAACUGGUUUUGAGGUUUGUACGAAGAACUUGUGCAUUUUAUUGUUUUCAAAUAAUAAAGGAUUGGAGUUACUGAAACUCAA